Molecule: messenger RNA, 8587 nt
Organism: Physella acuta
Lineage: Eukaryota; Metazoa; Mollusca; Gastropoda; Physidae
Product: leucine-rich repeat serine/threonine-protein kinase 1
Biological process (GO): protein phosphorylation
Molecular function (GO): protein binding; protein kinase activity; ATP binding
Source: RefSeq, a predicted model, not a curated record
GUCAUUUCCGUUUUGAUUAAAAUCGUCAACAAAUAGAUUCUAAUUAUUUUAUUAUUUGAAGUAGCCAGACAGAAGAAAAGAUUUCCAUUCCAUAAUCUUCAAAAUCGUGUUUCGAAGAAUGUAGAUUACUGAAUACUGAUUCUACACACUCGACACUUGUAAUAAAUCUACGAGAGCUCCUACCUAUGGCAGUGUAUUAUGUGUGGGGGUAAAAACAACAUUAAAACAACUAAACAUUGUGAAAUAUCUGUCUAGGAAAUAAAAAAUGGCUGCUAAUGAUGACUCAUGGCCUGGUCAGCUGAUCCACCAAGCAGCCAUCUACAACAAUGUAGAUCUUCUGCAGUGUCUGCUGCAGGGUGAGGAAAAAAAGAACAUUAAUGCUCAGGAUGUUUGUGGGAGGACUGCACUGUACACAGCUGUCUCUAAUGGGUCUGUGCAAUGUCUGGAGCUGUUGCUUGAUAAUGGAGCGGAUAUAAACAUACCUGCUGGUGCCAGGUGCCACAAUAUGACCCCGUUGCAUGAAGCAGUUCUGGACAGCAAACUGGAUGCCUUAGCCAUACUCCUGGCAAGGGGUGCCGACAUGACAUCCAUGGAUGUCUCAGGAAAAACACCCCUUGCCCUAGCCAAGUACAUGAAAAACAGAGAAGCCAUUGAUAUUAUUGAGAGAGAAAAAGAAAAAAAGAAAGGAUUACUUGACCAGUUAUCAACAGAACUGUGUGAAGCUUGCGCUGAAGGAAAGCUGGAAGAGGUGAAAAGAAUUCUUGAACAAAGUGGGCCUAACAGGAAACAUGUGAUCAACAUGACCACAAAAGGUCUCUCGCCAUUGGGCAUAGCUUCAAAAUGUGGGUAUGCUGAGAUACUGAAAGUGCUGCUGGAGGAAGGGGCCAAUUGCACAUGUCAGAAGGAUACAGGCUUGACCCUGCUUCACUUGGCCUGCGAAUCUGGGAACAUUGAGGUCAUGAAGGUGCUUUUACAGACUCACCCAGACUUGAUGCAUGUGAGAUCAGUAGAGCACCAGCUGCCCCUGCACUCUGCUGUAGUCUCCAACAAGAUCGAGGCCGUCCAGUUUCUGCUGGACUACACCUACCCAGCCGGUCAUCUUUUAACCUUCACCGACAGCGUGACGUCACUAAUCUACCAGACAGGGAUUGACGUCAACGCCCAGGAUGCCAUGGGGGAGACAGCGCUUCACAUUGCCUGCCGCAACGGUCACCUGGAAAUUGUGAGGCUGCUGAUGAAUUACGUCAUCAAGGUGGAGAUAGAAAAAGACAUGCAGAAGUCGCAGUCGCUGAUGUGUGACCUGGACACAAGUUUUGACGAGGACGAAUUAAACGCCAGCGCCGAUUCCAGUGAGGAGGAUUACAGCCCCAACCAACCCAACCCUCCCCCACUGAGGGGAAACAGAACUAAAAAGUCCCAUCAUACCAUACAUCCGGUUGAUAUGAAUAUACUAAACAGCGAUGGUCUGUCGUCUUUUCACAUGGCUAUCAGACACAAACGGGUUGAGGUGUUGAAGGUCUUACUCAACUGCCGUAAGCCGCCUGCGAAUAAGUUGAAGAUAAAGGACAUCGAGAUGUCUGUGUUGAUGUUUGCCUAUGAACAAGGCAGCGUGGAUGUUUUGAGGAUUUUACUCAGCAAUGGAUUACGUGAUGAGGAUGACAAAGUCUUAAACUCAGCCUUUUUUUCUCAGGAUCACACAGUGAAGUGGCUGCUGCUUAGCCACAAGUCAAGUAAAGACCAAGGGCUGGGGCGCAACAUCAACAAGACAGAAAUGAAACGUUUGGCCUAUCAGAUCUCACAGAGACACGAGGAAAACCUCACCUCCAUCGACCCAGAGUUCCGAUUCCGUUACCCGACAGUGCCGGUCGCCAUCAUGUGGGAGGGGUUAGGGGUCCUGGAUAGGAUGGACACUUCCUGUUUGGUCAGCUCAUGCUACUUACACAACCCUUCCAUGAACAAAAACCUAGAAAUGGCACUGUGCCUGUGUGCCAUAACCAAGGUGGACAUCUCUAAAAACUCUUUUGAAAAGUUCCCUGUUGUUCUUCUGGAACUUCCCUCACUGGUCUACUUAAAAGCUUCCAGAAAUCAAAUUGAAGAAAUCCCGGAAGAUUACACAAUUCUAUCUUCUUCCCUCGAAGAGCUGCAUUUAAACGAAAAUAAACUCAAAAGCUUGCCAAAGUUUAUAUUCCAACUUCCGCAGUUAAAGUUUCUGGACGUGGCAGUGAACAAGCUUAAGGAGUUACCUGUGGAGGUGUGGGACGCGCCGUCCCUUGUCAGCCUGAACCUGUCCAAAAACUGCCUGUCUGAACUGCCUAGUUUGACCAGAGAGAGCAUCGUAGCCAGGCAGGGUGGGUUCAGAUCCCCCAGGCUUUCACACAACUCCCCGCACAGGCCGUCUUUUUCUAGUUCUGUUGGAAGUUUUGAUACGGAGAGUUACCAGCUGGAUGUAGGGGAGGAUGACUUCAUUAUGGUGGCCCCUAAUGCUCUGAUAGAAAACCAAGUGAUGCGUGUCAACAAGUGGGGACUGGGAAUUACUGUGGAAGACAGGGACCCUUGGAAGGGCAGUAACUCCCAACCUUCAGGCCUGAAGCAGUUAUGGCUCAGCACUAACAAGUUCACUGAAAUACCAUCUUGCCUGAUAUGCUGUGCCCCUAAUCUAGAGGUCUUAGUUAUGUCAGAGAACCCUCUGACCUCUAUUGGAAACAUUACUGAUUACCCACCAUUUCUCAUUGAACUUGACCUUUCCAAAACUAACCUAACAACAAUGGAUCCCUGGAAACACCCAGUUGAUCUAUUUCAAGAUUGGUCUUGCUUUGCACCAAACAAUAUAUCAUCUUUCAACAAAUAUUCCUCCAUGACCAUGAACGGCAACAGCCCUAAUGCAAGUAAGCUCACACGCAGGAGCAGCAGCAACAGCAGCUUCCGCAACCGUCGCCGAGCGUCCCCCUCCCCUAGUACCAGAGAUUCCUUGUUUGUCCCGUGCCUACAUCGCAGCCACACCACCCUGGCCAAGCUGGAGAAGCUGAACCUGGCGGGGAACAGGCUGACCAGUGUCAUUCUCACACGCGACGCCUGCCGGGACGGAGAUACUCGCAGUACUUGCAGUAUGGAAUCUGAAGAAAUCCAAAGCCGUCUGCUCUUUCCUCACAUAGUAGAACUCAAUUUGUCCAGUAAUCACCUGUCAAGUUUACCUCCUGACAUAGGAGAGCUGUCAAGUCUGAAAAUUCUUUCUCUCACCCGGAAUAUCAAGUUAAAAGAACUGCCACCUAAACUUGGGCUUUUAAAAAGUUUGUGGAAACUGGAACUCGACUUUUGUCCACUUGAUGGCGCCAUACAAGACUUCCUGCUGAACUCCAGGUUUCCUGUCAAAGAUAUCCUUGGGUUUCUACAGUCUGUGCUAGAGGAAUCAACAGAAUAUAACUGCAUGAAUCUGAUGCUUGUGGGGUUCCAUAAAAUAGGAAAAACAACUCUACUACAGAAACUUGGUGAGAAGGGCAAAGUGCGCUCCAAAGCCACUCACUGGAGAGACAGAGUAAACAGAGAAGAGUUGAGGAAACAAGGGACACUACUCUCAACAGUGGGAAUAGACAUCAAUGAGUUGGUUCUUGAGAGAAGAACCAAAGGAAGUGUUGUGUUUAGAACAUGGGAUUUUGGUGGACAAAGAGAGUACUAUGCCACACACCAGUACUUUUUAUCCCCGCGGUCACUUUAUCUUGUUGUGUGGAGCAUCAUAGAAGGGGAGAGAGGGGUGGAGAAUCUGUUACAGUGGCUUGUCAACAUCCAGGCCAGAGCUCCAGGGGCCUCAGUGAUCAUUGUUGGCACUCACCUCGACAUCUUGCGUGACCGGUCGACUCGCCGCAACUACCCCGAUGAUUUUGAGGCAUCCAUGAUGACGCUGAUCAACAAGCUAUUUAUAGACAACCAAGAGCCAGACAAGAGUGGGCUGCCUAACAUCCUGAGGGCCAUCAAUGUGAGCUGCACCACAGGGGAGAACAUCAAGCUACUGGUCGACGUCAUCUACGACACUGUCUUUGAGCUGAAGCACCCACGAUCGAAGACCCAGAAUCUGGUCAGGCAGAAAAUACCUCGCAAGUAUCUCCUGCUGCAAACCAUCAUACGUGAAUUGGCCGUAGAGAGGAUAAAAGAUUGUAAGGAGCCUGUGCUCAACAGAUCAAAGUAUACCCUGUGUGUACAAAACAAAAUGAUGGAACAUGGAAUGACCUUCAGAGAUGUGGAAGAGCUGGAACAGGCAACACGAUUUUUACAUGAGAAUGGAGUUCUAUUUCAUUAUGAUGAUCUCCCUUUGCGUGACCUUUUCUUCCUUGAUCCACAAUGGCUGUGUGACCAGCUGGCUAAAGUCAUCACAGUUAAAGAAAUUAACAACUUUGCUCAGAGAGGUGUGAUGAGACUGAGUAACCUGGAGUUUCUCUUCAAGUCCAACACCUUCCAGCCUGAGCACAUCAAGGUGUACAUCACCAGCCUGUUGAACAAGUUUGAGGUGGCGCUGCAGUUUGACGAGGAACAUCUACUCCUGCCAUCCUUGCUGCCCACUGAGACGGAGCUCCUGGAGAUGGCGAGAAGAAAAAGUGAUGUUAGGAUUCCAUUACGCAAGCCAACAGAGUCCAGUGUUGGCCUCAGCAGAGAAGAUGCCACAUCAGACAGGACUGUUGAUCCGCUGCGCUCCAGUCGCAGUGGCAGACGUCUGGUGGAAGGCCCUCCCUCAGUGUUGCAUGUUGGGAGCUCUAUCUUCUAUGCUGGCUCUCAGCUUCUUGUAGCUGUGUCCUCUAACAAAGCUGAGGCCAACAGAGAAACUGUGACCCUGAGUUCCCUCAGGGACUCCUCCAAACUUCUGCUGCUGGCCAUCAAGCCAACCAGCAACCCCAUCUUCUCCUGCUGCAGACUCUACUUCCUCACAUACUUCCCCAGUGGAUUUUGGCCUCGUCUCAUCACCAGGGUUUUGGCUGAUGGCUCCAUCUACCAGAUUGUGAAAGAGUUGUUUCCCCUGCCCCCUGAUCUGAUCAGGAGAUCACCAGAGGUGAAGUCAUUGUCUGACAGAGAUCCAGAGUGGAGGUGCUGGCAGUCGGGGUUUGAACUUUUUUACCUGGGCUUUGAGAUGCUGAGAAUCAGAGAGGUGUUUUUUUCUACCUCUUCAUAUUUCUGUGAUUACAGUAAAUGCCGAAUUAAAUGCAGCAUUGACAACGAGUGGUCCUACCUGGAUGUUCUGAACAGUAAAAUUCUUGAGAUCACCUUCCCUACUGAUUCCUUGAGGUUUCAUGUCACUACCAAGGAUGGACCACCUUUACAGAAUCUUGACCUGUCCAAGCCAUCAAGCACAGUCUACAGAGAGGAAGUGUCCACCACAAAACUUCUAGUCAAAAUUGUUGAACAUGUGGACAACCUGCUCCAGGACUGGUACCCGGACAUUGGAGAGCUCCGAUUCAACCAGAACUGUGAAGGCAGGUACCUGGUCACCCGCAUCGUCCCCUGCCCGCAGUGCCUGAACAGGGAGGUGACCAGACAGAGGAGCUUCCAGGCUGACCAAAACUCUUGGUACUUCCUGAAUCCCGAGGUGCCAGACCUGUGCAUGCCUGUCCUGCUGCUGGACAACCAUCAGCCUGUGAGGGACAGAAGCGCAACUGUGAUUGGCGCUACAAGACAUUCAGCCGAUGAAGCUCAUAUUACAGCUCCCGUUACAACAAGGCCGAGAACUUUAACCGAGGGCCAGGCAUUUAUUUACAACAAAGGCAGUCCAGACGGAGAGGAAGUGAUAUUUUCCUGGCUAGUGGAGAGGUGCAUGCUGGAUGUUUUGGAGGGUGUUGAUGCCAUGUGUCCACGCCAUGGGUCAAUCUCCCCCCUGUACCUGAUGGGCAAAGAUGGGGUCACCCACCAGCUCUUCAUUGCUCCUGAUGUGGUGUUCCAGGACCAGUCCCAGAAUCUCUUGUUACCCAGCUCCACACAACUGGACAUUGGCAGCUGCCUAGGGAAAGGAAAUUUUGGGGAGGUUCAUGAGGGAUGGCUCUACAGAAAGGACAACUGCGGUCCUGACCAUGUGGCUGUCAAAAUUUUGUUCAGGCAGGUGCAAGCCAGGAAGGACAUCACAAAGGGUUUCCAUAGUUACCUAGAGAAAGCCUGCUCAGCUUAUUUAACUGCCAGACAAGAGGUUUCUAUCCUGAGUCAGCUAGAGCACCCCCACAUUGUCCCACUUAUGGCCCUCUGCCUGAAGCCAUUGUCUCUGGUCCUGACCCUGGCGCCACAAGGUGCUCUUGACACCAGGCUCAAGUUGAUGCACAAGCAUGGGGAGUGCUUUCCCUUUUUUGUUAUAAGGGAGAUAGUCAUACAGGUAUCCAGUGCUUUAAGCUACCUGCACUCAGUAAACAUCAUAUACAGAGACCUUAAGGCUGAGAAUGUUUUAAUAUGGGAGCUACCCGCCUCAGACGCCCAGCCUCGCAGCCCCAUACAGUUGAAGUUGGCUGACUACGGCAUCAGCAGGUAUGUCCUGCCCACUGGAGCCAAGGGAUUUGGUGGGACGCCACCCUUCAUUGCCCCUGAGAUCCUGCAACAUGCUGGGAAAGGAACUUACACCACAAAGGUGGACGUGUUCUCAUUUGGCAUGUUCCUGUUUGAGGUGCUGACCUGUAGAGCUCCAUUCAACAAUGUCAACAACCCAAACAACUUGAUCUGUCAAGGGGAACGACCCAGCUUAACUGUUCAGGAAGCAGAACAAUACCCCAGCUACAUGAUGGAUCUAAUAUCCCUGUGCUGGUCCCAGGACCCAGAGGACCGCCCCACCAUGGAGGCAAUUCUGGGCAUCGCCAGGUCCCCCCAGUUCUGCCACAUGCAUGAUGUAGUCAGCCUGGGCAUGGACAUGUCAGUCUACUCAGGUUGUGUUGUCACACCUGUCAGCCCCACCCCAGGAACCGCCAGUCCAAUAAUUCUAGGCCCAUCAGAUCACCCCACGUCUGCUAGCCAGACAGAAAUGACCCAGAUUUGGUUAAGUUCUAGUUUCCAUGGUAAAUCUGGCAUUGAAAUCUUCACCUUCAACCAGGCCAGGAAGGUUGAAAACUACAAGACUCUGUCACCAGCAGGCCCGCCUAUAGUGGCCAUGUGUGUCUAUGAUUGUUGUGUCUGGUCUGUCAACAGCAAGGGUCUCAUUCAAAUCUUUCACUCAGAGCAGCUUCAGCUGGUCCAUCAACUAGAGUUACCUGUCCCUGCCACAGUCCCCCUUGUCAAUUUCCUAGCCUUACAUCCCCUGCCCCAGCAGCACUGUGUGCUGGCCAUCUCUGCUGAAGGGACCAUCUACAUGUGUAAGGAAAUUAGCCAAGGCUACCUGCUGGAUGACCAGUCUGUGACCAUCCACAAAGUAGAGCCGUGUUUCUCAUCUGUGCUGGUGAACACAGCUGAAAGAUGUGAGUUAUGGCUGGGCCAGUGUAAAGGUGCCAUGUGUGUCUGGAACAUUGAGAGUCAAACCCUGGACUACUGCCUCAGUCAUGGGCCCAGAGUGGCCACGGCUACAUCGUCUGUUGCCUUCUUGGUCACCUUGUCUGGGACCUCAGCAGACUGCUCCAAUGUCUGGUCCUACAACUACCCUGGCUCUAUAAUUUGUAUGUGGGACACAAGGAAUCGCUGUAUUGCCAAAAAGCUAGACUGCUCACAGAUUGUAUCCACUGUGGACUCGCCAGUUCUGGCUACAUCAGAACACUUUGAAUGUGGUCAAGUAAGUGCCCUGUCCGCCAUAGACCACUACCUGUACAUUGGCACCACACGCGGCUCCAUGCUCAUCACAGAGGCCACAACACUCAUCCCCUUGUGCCUGUUCCAGUGCCACACUGCCCAGGACUUCUACAUCAAAGUUAUCCUCCCAGUGAAACCAGUUUCCACUGAAUCUGAGGCUGAAGACGCAGCUGACAGAAAAGAUGGGAGAGAGAAUGUGAAAAAUUCUGUGCCGGCCGUUGUUUCUGUUGGUAAAGGAUACACCAACAUUAUCAAGACAUUCCAUCCAACUCUAGAUUCAGGACCAGCUAAUAAAUUGGAUGAUGUUCGACCACAUAACGAUGCUGCAGCACAUAUUGACCCGUACGGGAAUCACACUUUUCUCCUCGUAUGGAACGCAACAGAUUGGGAGUUUUAUUAACAGCAAUAGUCGUUGCUCUUCCCCGUUGAUUGUGUCGACAUUUGAUGUGUUAUUUUUUUACAAGAGACACCAAUAUUUGAUACCUGUGAUGCUGGGCUGUGAUUAUUGGUGUACAAAAAUCAAAAUGUGUACAGAUUUUUUAAAAUAACAAAACUAGUGAUAUUAUAACCAGGUUCGGAUGGUUUAGCAAAAGAAAAGAGGCUUGAAAUUUUUUUUUAAAUUUUCAUUGUCAUUUCACAUAUGCUCGUUUAUUUUUGUGUUGUGAGUAAAUUUUUUAAAAAUACAUUAAUUUGUAUUAUUUUUUUAACAACAGACAAAAAAAUAUUUUUUUCAAUGGUUUAGGCAUUUAUACCCUAUCAUUUAAGAAUGUGUGAACUUUAUUUUUCAAAUGAACUCAAUAUCCCCAAAAAUUAAAUCAGGCCAUUGUGAAAUGAUCAUGACAUUAUUCUGGUUCAG